Equus quagga is the source of this 739-nucleotide messenger RNA. It is a transcript of the gene MRPL41, whose product is annotated as mitochondrial ribosomal protein L41. Gene Ontology annotation, biological process: translation. Gene Ontology annotation, cellular component: mitochondrial large ribosomal subunit. Gene Ontology annotation, molecular function: structural constituent of ribosome. Bases 101 to 508 code for a protein of 135 amino acids. The record is from RefSeq and is a predicted model, not a curated record. NCBI's taxonomy places the organism in Eukaryota, Metazoa, Chordata, Mammalia, Perissodactyla, Equidae. The transcript has a single exon.
CGGAAGUGCAGCGCCGGGGACCGGUGCGUGCGAGCUUCCGGAGGCUGGGGACGGUUGCUGCGGCCGCGUGCUGGGAGAGCUCGUGUCGGGCAGCGCCAGCAUGGGCCUCCUGAGCGGGGCGGCCCGCGGCCUGGUGCGGGGCGCCGACCGGAUGAGCAGGUGGACCAGCAAGCGGGGCCCGCGCACCUUCUGCAAGGGCCGCGGCGCCAAGGGCACCGGCGUCCACGGCCGCGACGGGAAGUUCGUGCAGGUGCGGGAGAUGGUCCCGGAGCUGGUGGUGCCCGAGCUGGCCGGCUUCCGGCUCAAACCCUACGUGAACUACCGCGCCCCCGCCGGCGCGGACGCGCCCCUGACGGCCGAGCAGCUCUUCCGGGACGUGGCGGCUCCGGCCAUCGAGAGGGACUUCCGGGACGGCACCUUCGACCCCGAGCGCCUGGACAAGUACGGCUUCGAGCCCACCCAGGAGGGCAAGCUCUUCCAGUUGUACCCCAAGAACUUCCCGCGCUAGGAGCGGGGGCGGCGCGGGGCCGAGCGACGGACUGCGCGCGGCUGCACCCCGCCGUCCUCCCCGGACUGCGCCCCGCCGUCCUCCCCGGCGUCCUCCCGGGACUGCGCCCCGCCGUCCUCCCGGGCGCCCUCCCCGGACUGCGCCCCGCCGUCCUCCCUGGCCGCCAGUCCCAGGUUGGGCGGGUGGGGAGGCCUCCCCCUGGUUCGAUUCUAUUAAAGACCUCGGCUACCA